Molecule: messenger RNA, 4321 nt
Organism: Etheostoma spectabile (orangethroat darter)
Lineage: Eukaryota; Metazoa; Chordata; Actinopteri; Perciformes; Percidae
Gene: wapla
Product: WAPL cohesin release factor a
Exons: 20
Coding region: 340-3894 (1184 amino acids)
Source: RefSeq, a predicted model, not a curated record
UCUUGCGGCGCACUACAGAGGGGUCUUGUCAGGGAACGAAGAGGGAGGGCAUAUUUUAAUGGCCGUCAGUAGCACUACCAAAUGCAAAAAGUCCGGAUUAUCCACUAUAUUUAAACAAUUCUAGCUACGGAUACGUUUUGUCCGUUUUUUUUGGUAACGAACACUACUCUUGGGGGUUGGAGAUGUGUUUCUAGUGUUGUUUCUACUGCAGUAAACGGACUUUACCCGCUUGAUUCGUGCGCGAGUCGGAGAUCAGGCCCAACCGGCUGGCUAAAACACAAGCGGACGUUUAGCUAGUCGCAGGAGUUCAAAGGGAAUAUGUAACAUAAAGCAACCGACAUGACAUCCAGAUUUGGUAAAACAUACAACCGCAAGGGAGGGGAGGCCAAUUCAAAAUUUGAUGAGGUCUUCUCCAAUAAAAAGCCAACACUGACCACCAAAUGGGGGGAGACCACUUACAAGGCUCAGUUGGGGGGCAAGAGGCCUAUUUUAAAACCUGAAGUUUCUGAGCUUUCCAAGAGGCCCAGGCUUGAGGACAGUGACAGCGACAGUGAUGGAGAUCCAUUUGGGUUUGACAGCGAUGAGGAGUCCAAAACUGUAACCUCUCACGUGUCCCAGUCAAAAGUCAAUGAAGGGGCUGUUACAAAGUCGACGGCGGUGCAGGGAGGUGGGACAGCCACUGUUACUUCUGCACAGGGCUCUGCUAGCUCAACAGCCACGCUCACAACCAAGCAAACAUCUGAAGAGAGGGUUGUUAAAAAUAAUCAAACCUGGUUCAAAAAUACAUCAGAUAGCAACCAGAAACCUGCAUGCAAGGCCCCUUUGUCAGACACAGUCCUCUCUAAUGAUCAGAACCUCUCAGCGCCCAAGAUGCCUGUCUCCUCCUCUCCAAAUAUAGUCACCUCCCUUAAACUUUUCACUGAUGCACCAGGUGGUAGCAGAGACUUCCAAACCUCUUCCUGUUGUGACGAACUGCCUUUAGAAGAAAUCAAAGGUGCUGAGCUGGAGCCUCCCUCAGAGCCUCCACCAGAACCAGUGGACAACAUCCCCCCUUCCCCAUUUACCCUAAGAGCCUCAAACUGCAAGAAAUACCAGCGACCCACCAGGCCAAGCAAAACAUCCUCUGAACCAGUGGAAAACAACAGCAACAAGCCCACUGAAACAGCGAGUGCCCAAGAUAAGCCCAACAGUGUCCUUUCUGCUAGCGCAAGUAGUACGGCUGCCAAUGCUAAAACGGCAGCCAAGCCCGUAGGCCGGGGCGGCGGGAGGGUACGGGACUACACGGUUCUGCACCCUUCCUGUCUGUCGGUGUGCAAUGUCACCAUCCAGGACUCAAUUGAGCGAGGCAUUGAUGAACUGGUCACCCCAGCUGUCCCUGCUGACCUUGGAGAUGCAGGCCAGAUGAAGAAGAAAUCAGACGCUCCUCCCCCCAAACCUACCAGGUUUAGACCCACCCAGACAAAGACCAAGAAAACCAAGACUGAGACCAAGCUAGAGUUUUUUGGCUUUGAAGACAAAGAGGACCAGGGGGGUGAGGAGGGUCCAGAAGGUGGCAUGGCAGGAAAGAGUAGCUACAAGAUCAAGUACUUUGGUUUUGAUGACCUGAGCGAGAGUGACAGCGAUGAGGAGAGCUCUCAGACCAAAGAGAAAAAGGCCAAGAAAGCGGCUGCAGCCUUAGCUGCCCUGAGCUCUGCUGUGGACAGCCCUCAUACCAGUGACUCUCAGGACAGCCAGGCCAGCAGCAAUACAGAUGCUUUUGACUUUUCCGAUGACUCCAGUCCUGGCGUCGCUGAGGGGCAGAAAGGACGUUCAGAGAAGUUAAGUGACAAAUCCAAGGACAUUGGCAGUGGACUAAAAAAGAUAUUCAGUGGACCCAAAAAGUCUCCUGCUAAAGCUGUGUACAACGCUCGCCACUGGAAUCAGCCUGAGCCUGAAGAGAUCCCUGUGCCUCCACUUUCUCGAUCUCAAACUGCUCCGGCGGUUUUAUCGUGCAGCAGCAAGGACAGCAACUCCCAUAAAGAUGAUGGCUUGUUCAAAGCCCCCCCACCACCGCCCAAAGUCAUUAAGUCAGAGACUCUCCCCACGCGACUCAACCAGGAUAUUGUCACUACGCUCAAAUGCAGGAAGGAGCACAAGGAGCUGUACACGGUGGUGCAGCAUGUGAAGCACUUCAAUGACGUGGUGGAGUUUGGAGAGAAUCAAGAGUUCACAGAUGAUUUUGAGUACCUGGAGACAGGGCUGAAGAGCAGUCAGCCACUCAACACAAGAUGCCUUAGUAUAAUCAGCCUGGCCACACGCUGUGCCAUGCCUGGUUUCAGGAUGCACCUGCGGGCCAGAGGGAAAGUGGCGCAGGUCUUCAAAAUGCUCAGUGAUGCUCCACAACACUCGAACCUUGGUCUGUGCACGGCUGCUCUGAUGUACAUUCUGAGUCGGGAUCGUCUUAACAUGGAUCUAGACAGGGCCUGUCUGGAGCUUAUGAUCAAGCUGCUAGAACUGGACCAGGACUACUCAGCUCACCAGGAUCAACUCACUGCAAAGGAGGUGGAAAAAGUCAAGGAGAAGAUCAGGAAGCUGUGCGAGACUGUGCACAACAAGCACCUUGACUUGGAAAACAUCACGACCGGCCACCUUGCCAUGGAGACAUUGCUCUCUCUAACCUCCAAGAGAGCGGGAGAUUGGUUCAAAGAAGAACUGCGACUACUGGGCGGUUUGGACCAUAUUGUAGACAAAGUUAAAGAGUGUGUGCAGAACCUGAGCCAAGAGGAUGACAAGGAGAACCUUGUAGCGUCUUUAUGGGGGGCUGAGAGGUGUCUGAGAGUACUUGAAAGUGUGACCGUGCAGAACCCAGAAAACCAGGGUUACUUGAUUGCCUACAAAGACUCACAACUCAUUGUCUCCUCUGCCAGAGCUUUGCGGUACUGUGAGGAUAUGAUUCAGCGAUACAGCAGGGCGUUAAACAACAGCUCUCUGUCAUCGUCGGGUGCAACGCUGCCCCACUGCAGCUUCAGUAAUGUGGGCAAGGCUGUGGAGGACUGCAUGAGGGCCAUCAUAGGAGUGCUGCUUAACCUUACUCAUGACAAUGAGUGGGGAAGCACUAAGACAGGUGAGCAGGAACAGCUGACCGUAACUGCUCUGAAUUGCGUUCUCCGAGUUCCACGCUACAUCCCCCAAGAGCAGCGUUUUGACGUGCGAGUACUGGGUCUGGGUCUACUAAUUAACCUUGUGGAGUAUAGCUCCAGAAACCGCCACUGUCUGGUAGACAUGGAGUACACAGUCGACGACACCUGUCUGGAAGACAGCCUAAUGCAGCCUGCUGACCAAACCCAAUCUGACACAGCGGCAGCGUCGGCACCGCCAAGCACAGCUGAGACUCAGGGAGACGGAGCUGUCAGACCCAAGGCCUGUGGUGCUUUGGCUGCCCUGGUGCAGCUCUUCCUGGAGAGGGAGCGCGCCGCCAUCCUGGCUGAGGCUAAGACUGACGACCUCAUCAGUGAGGCGCCCAAGCCGGCACUGGACCAAAGCGGAGAGUGGCAGGAGACGUCGGGAGAGAUCCAGUGGGUGGCAGCCGAAACCAACGACAGCCAAUCUGAAAAGAAAGAGGAGAAGAAAGAAGAGGAGGAUGAAGAGUUGGAUCUAAAUAAAGCUCUGCAGCAUGCAGGCAAGCAUAUGGAGGACAGCAUUGUUGCCUCCUACACUGCUCUGCUGCUGGGCUGCCUCUGCCAAGGAAGCCAGACAAAUGCGACUACUGUGAGAGAGCAUCUCCCCAAAGGGGAUUUCUCCAUCAUGACAGAAAUGCUGAAGAAGUUCUUGAGUUUCAUGAAUCUCACUUGUGCGAUGGGCACCACAGGACAGAAGUCCAUCUCACGGGUCAUCGACUACCUAGAGCACUGUUAACAGACAGCCAGACGGGGAACUCUCAGUCCGCACAUUAAAAGGAUCCCAGGCGAUACUGGUGCCCCCUACCCAACAGGAGCCACAAGAGGUCAUUGGAGACUCUGCAGCAUUCCUUUGACUUCACCAGGUCCCCCAAUGCUGUGAUCACUCUGAAUUGUUACAGAUAAACCCCUGUCUGGAGCACAGCCAGAACCAAAGCCCUGCUAGCUGACGGACAUGCAGAUUUAUUCCGUUCCACUCAGCUAACGCCACAUUCAAAGUCAGCAGAUUCAUCCUCAGUUACUGGGAAUCAGGCAAGGGGCUAGGCUAAAGUUUAAAAAUACUCUGUGGAAUGUCAAACAUGAAGACGGACUCAAAGAAGACCUCUUCUUAAAUCGUCCCAAAAGGUUUGACAAUCACAGGCCACUGAGGUGGAGUCUCCUGUCCC